CUCUCUCUAUCUCUCUCCUGUCUUGUCUCUCUGGAGUUAUUAUCUUUAUGUUAUGUAUAUAAACUCCAGCUCUGAAGAGUUUGUAACUUGAGAUUUGUGAGCUUCAUCUUCUCCCCCCCCCCCCCUUCACUCCAAGAACAAAGAACCUCACGAAUCAUCGUCUCAAGAACCUAACAGAUAGUUUCAAGAUUCCUCAACCGAGCUUUUUCAAGUGCCGACCGUAAUACAUUCCAGGUCAGAACCUCUGUUCUCAUCAGGAUCUCUUGAAUGGGCCUAUCAUUCUCCUGUCCCUUCACCGAGCAAGACGAAGUGGAGGCAGCUCUAGACUCCGUCACGGUUAAGUCCAUAACCUUAGGCGAAGACAACGAGUGCAAAACUCCAAAGAGAUCUGUCAACUUCAACGACAAAACGCUAGAGUCCACAAUCUUGAAAGGAUCUGGUGGUAAGAUGGUUGUUGAAAAGUCUGUUAGCUUUAAAGGGAUGCAGCUGGAGAGAAUGAUCUCUCUCAACAGGUCCGUCUUCAAAGAAGAUCACACCAAAGAGAAUGGCUUACAUGAGUUGGACAAUGUCAUCUCAGUUCUUGAUUCGAGUAUCCCUAAGCAUGAAGCUGCUAUUAAGUUGCAGAAAGUUUACAAGAGCUUCCGUACUAGGCGAAAGCUGGCGGACUGCGCAGUGCUUGUGGAGCAAAGCUGGUGGAAACUUUUGGAUUUUGCUGAGCUUAAGAGAAGUUCUAUAUCAUUCUUUGAGAUUGAGAAGCACGAAACCGCGGUUUCUAGGUGGUCUAGAGCUAGGACUAAAGCAGCUAAGGUUGGUAAAGGUUUGUCAAAGAAUGAAAAGGCACAGAAGCUUGCUCUACAACACUGGCUUGAAGCUAUUGACCCUAGACAUCGGUAUGGACACAACUUGCACUUUUACUACAACAAGUGGCUUCACUGUCAAAGUAGAGAACCUUUCUUCUACUGGCUUGAUAUUGGCGAGGGGAAAGAAGUUAAUCUUGUGGAUAAGUGUACUCGAAUAAAACUUCAGCAACAGUGCAUCAAGUACCUUGGUCCGAUGGAAAGGAAAGCUUAUGAGGUUGUUGUGGAAGACGGAAAGUUUUUCUACAAGAACAGUGGAGAAAUGCUUCAAACUUCUUCAAUGGAAGAUAGUGAUUCCAAAUGGAUCUUUGUGCUCAGCACAUCUAAAGUGUUGUACAUUGGGAAGAAGAAGAAGGGUGUGUUUCAGCACUCAAGCUUCUUAGCUGGAGGAGCUACUGUUGCUGCAGGGAGAUUAGUUGUUGAGAAUGGUGUUCUUAAGGCUGUUUGGCCACAUAGUGGACAUUACCAACCUACUGAAGAGAAUUUUUUGGACUUUCUGUCUUUCCUUGGAGAGAACAAUGUAGACAUCACUGAUGUAAAGAUGAGUCCUACAGAUGAAGAUGAGUUCUCUAUUUACAACCAGAGAAGCACUCACAUGAGAAACCAUUCUUUAGAAGAGGAUUUGGAGGCUGAGAAGACUGUGAUGGUUGAUCCAAGAGAGGAAGAAACAACAACGGUGAUGGCUGAUGUAGAAACACCAAAGAAGAUGGAGUCGCUUAGUACAUUUGACUUAGAACAAGAAUCAAAGCCUUCAGAGGAGAGCUUACCCAGAGGAGGAGGAGAAGAAGAAGCCAAGGAGAGUGAAGUAGUCAAGAUUCCAGAAGAAUCAAUCCUAAAAAGGAUAAACUCAAAAAAGGAAACUAGAUCUUUCCAACUUGGGAAACAACUAUCAUGCAAAUGGACAACAGGUGCAGGACCAAGGAUCGGUUGUGUAAGAGAUUACCCAUCAGAGCUUCAGUUUCAAGCACUGGAACAAGUCAACCUGUCCCCGAGAAGUGCUUCUGUUUCAAGACUCUACUUCUCCUUUUCCUCUCAAAGGCAAAUGCCUCGGAUGUCACCGUUAUGGCGUGGAAUGUCAUUACCUGCAGAUAUCACACAAUUAUAACUGAUGGAAAGUUAUUGAGAUCUGAUCUAUUCUUUUUGUGUGAAUAGAGAAGAUAAUGACUUAGAAAUUCUUUUGUAUUCUUUUUUUUUCUCACCUUAUAAUGUAACAGAGCAGCAUUUCAUUUGUUCAUUUGUUCAUUUGGUUUCUUGUUUAACAAGAAAUCACAGGUUAAAAUAAGUUUUUUUUACUAAAAGGUUAAAAUAAAUUUAGAUUAUUUUUCUACGC
Molecule: messenger RNA, 2187 nt
Organism: Brassica napus (rape)
Lineage: Eukaryota; Viridiplantae; Streptophyta; Magnoliopsida; Brassicales; Brassicaceae
Product: IQ domain-containing protein IQM2
Exons: 7
Coding region: 268-1962 (564 amino acids)
Source: RefSeq, a predicted model, not a curated record